Molecule: messenger RNA, 1996 nt
Organism: Eruca vesicaria subsp. sativa (arugula)
Lineage: Eukaryota; Viridiplantae; Streptophyta; Magnoliopsida; Brassicales; Brassicaceae
Source: the annotation of a GenBank genome assembly
AUGUUGUGUCGGAGAUUGGUGCUUGUGCCUCGUAUUCUCCUCCUGAGUCCUGGAGGUACUCUUACAACUCCUUUGCUCUCAUGCGAACGAAGCUUCUCUGGUGGCAGCGAUAGAAGAAAGGUCUCUUCUUACAAAGACAGAUUGAGUAGUGGGAUUGUUGGUAUUAAGAAAGAUGAUGCUGUUGCUCUGUUCCAAACCAUGGUUCGGUCUCGUCCUCUUCCUACGGUCAUAGAUUUCAAUAAGUUGUUUACUGCAGUAGCAAAAACAAAACAGUAUGAUCUCGUUUUAGGUCUCUGCAAGCAAAUGGAACUGAAUCGGAUUGCACUUGACAACUACACUCUGAGUAUUGUCAUCAAUUGCUUCUGCCGUCGGCGUCAACUCGGUUUUGCCUUUUCUGUUAUGGGGAAGACGUUGAAGCUUGGGUAUGAGCCCAACACAGUCACAUUCUCAACUUUGAUUAACGGUUUAUGUCUCCAAGGUAGAGUUUCCGAAGCUGUGGAGUUAGUUGAUCGUAUGGUGGAAAUGAAGGUUAUACCAGAUCUCAUCAUACUUAACACUCUUGUCAAUGGUCUUUGUCUCCGAGAUAGACUCUCUGAAGCAAUGGCUUUGAUUGAUCGAAUGGUGGAUAUUGGGUGUCAACCCGACGCAUUUACCUACGGUCCGGUUUUGAACAGAAUGUGUAAGUCAGGGAACACUGCCUCGGCCUUAGAUCUGUUCAGAAACGUGGAACAUAGAAAGGUCAAGCUCGAUGUAGUCACAUACACUACGGUUAUCGAUAGUCUUUGCAAAGACGGGAGCCUUGACGAUGCACUCAGCCUUUUCAAUGAAAUGGAAACGAAAGGGAUCAAAGCAGAUGUCUUUACUUACACCUCUCUCAUUGGAAGCUGCUGUAGUUUCGGUAAAUGGGAGGAUGGGGCACAGUUGCUGAGGGACAUGAUUACAAGGAAAAUCACCCCAGACACCGUCACUUUCAAUACUUUGAUUGAUAGUUUUGUGAAAGUGGGAAAGCUUACUGAGGCUAAAGAAUGGUUCGAUGAGAUGAUAAAAAGAGGGAUAGGUCCUGAUACCAUUACAUAUAAUACUCUGGUAUAUGGGCUGUGCAUGGAGAACCGCUUAGAUGAAGCCAACCAGAUGCUGGAUCUGAUGGUUAGCAAGGGAUGCGAUCCUGAUAUCAUGACGUUUAACAUCAUUAUAAAUGGAUAUUGUAUGGCGAAACGAGUUGAUGAUGGUAUGACACUUUUCCGGAAAAUGUCAAUGAGUGGAGUGGUUGCCAAUACAGUGACUUAUAACACACUCAUCCAAGGCUUUUGUGAAUCAGGAAAACUUAAUGUGGCCAAAGAACUCUUCCAAGAGAUGGUCUCUCAAGGUGCUCAUCCUAAUAUUGUUACCUACAAAGUUUUGCUGGAUGGGUUGUGUGACAAUGGAGAAUUAGAAAAAGCUUUGGAAAUACUUGAUCAAAUGCACAACAGUAAGAUGGAACUUGACAUCGGUGUCUACAAUAUCAUCAUUCACGGGAUGUGCAGUGCAAGUAAAGUCGCUGAUGCUUGGGAUCUAUUCUGUAGCCUCCCUCUCCGAGGAGUGAAGCCUGACGUCAAAACAUAUACUAUAAUGAUUGGAGGAUUAUGUAAGAAAGGCUCAUUGUCUGAAGCGGGCCUGUUGUUUAAGAAAAUGGGAGAGGAUGGGAUUGCGCCGAAUGAUUGUACGUACAACACACUAAUCCGAGCUCAUCUCCGAGGCAGUGAAAUAAGCAAAUCAGUUGAACUCAUCGAAGAAAUGAAGAGGUGUGGCUUCUCAGCAGAUGUUUCCACCAUAAAGAUUGUUAUGGAUAUGUUAUCGGAUGGUAGAUUGGACAAAAGCUUUCUAGACAUGCUUUCUUAGAAUGCCUGAUCUUAGUUUGCAAGAGACAGUCCCGGUUAAUGUUUUAUGAUAUUUGUUAGCUGAAACUAAGUUUGUUUGUUAACAUCUAAACAGAGCUUGAUGAUAGCCUUCAGUCUUG